AAACGGCAAUGGGUAUCUCUUUACAGGUGAAUGACGAACAAAAGCUUAAAUAUCGCAACGCCGUUUAUGCUAUACUCAAUAUCAUUCCAAAAAGAGCUUCAAGACCUUGGUAUUUAUUAGACAAUAUAUUUGCAUUUUCAUCACAAGGACGAUUGCAAGAAGAACUAUUACAAACGUUGCAUGGUUUUACAAAAAAAAUAAUUGCAGAGAGAAAACUUUUUCACGAAAAAACAAAUGGAAAAUAUUUAAAAACUUUCGAAACGGUUGAAGAGAAUGACGUUUUUCCCGAAGGACACGAGGAGAAUAUCAAAAAUCCGACAUACAAAAAAAAACUUGCUAUGUUAGAUUUACUAAUAGCAGCUUCUUGGAAUGGAAAUCAAAUUGAUGAUGAAGGAAUCAGAGAGGAAGUGGAUACAUUUAUGUUUGCAGGUCACGACACUACUGCAACGGCAUUGGUCUUUCUUCUGAGUCUUAUAGCUAAACAUAAAGACGUUCAGGAACGUAUAAGAGAAGAAGUGAAUAGUAUUAUGAACCAAGAAAAUUAUCAAAUGACGAUGUCGGUGGUUCAAGAAUUUUCCUAUUUAGAGAGAUGCAUAAAAGAAUCUCUACGUUUAUACCCAAGUGUCCAUUUUGUGGCACGAUAUUUAACUGAUGAUAUGCAGUUAAAAAAGUUUUUAAUCCCAGCCGGUACUAACAUUCGAAUUAACAUCUUUCAUUUACACCGAAAUCCAGAAUUUUGGCCCAAUCCUGAUGUUUUCGAUCCUGAUAGAUUUUUACCAGAAAAUAUUAGUAAACGCAAUGCGUACUGUUAUAUUCCAUUUAGUGCAGGAUUAAGAAACUGCAUUGGUCAAAAAUAUGCAAUGUUCGAAAUGAAACUUAUGGUUGCCCAUAUAUUACAUCACUUUUAUUUAGAGCCAGUAGAGGAUUUGGAUAACAUUAAAUUGAUAGGAGAUAUUAUUUUGCGACCAGCGAAACCACUUCAUGUCAAAUUUAUUCCGAUAAAAUUAUAAGAACUAAAUUUUUUUUUAUUGAAUAUUUCAUCAAAUGAAUUUUAGUAUACAGGUAAGGGAACUACUUUCAUCAUUAGAUGAUCGAGCUGCUUGGAACUUUUAACCAAUGGCGACAGCUUUCAGGUACUAUCAUACCACCACACCAACGCGCAUGCGCAGUGAUUGAAACUGAGAAGACUCGACAUCGAAUAAUAAGCCCUUACUCUAAUCGUUCUCGUAAUCGCUAUUAUUAUGUUUUUGUAACUUGGUUAUCUCAGUUCUUUUCAACAAAUUUCAUACUGUUUCUUUAAUCUAUCCACUGCUCAUUUAGUGCAUUACCACUUACAUUCUGAACUCGUGGAUGUGCCGAAAUCGCGUGCAUUAAAAUUCUCACUUUCAUUCCAUUUCACUUGAGUUACAUCGCGAUAAUUAGAAUCAAUCGCGUUUAGUGUCAUAAUUUUUUUGCAAAUUCGUUUAGAUUACUUAUUGAUAUACUUUUAUGUUCUCUCAUUGUAAUUUACCAAUAAAGAUCUCACUUUUCGUGCUCAUUCACUCUUCUUAAAUGUUGAAUUUUGACUUAUCCUUGAUGUUUAUGCAUAGCAUCGGCAUAAGCGAACACUUAGUCCAUUCCUAAAGAAAUACUCUGUCUUAAGUCCACUGGUCCAAUACUUCAGUAAUGUCUAUUUAUGUAUUUGGGCAUGGAGGCGUCUGUUCCAAAUUUAUAUUAUAUUUACGUAUUUAUAUUUCGAGAUUGUUAUAUACCUUGAUGUCUACGGGUCGAAAUUCAAUACAAAUAAUAUUUUACUUUUGUAAUUUUCACAUUUAUUGUUCUUUAACAUAUAGUUGGUUAAAACACAUUGUGCUCCACGAGUAGUAUUGUUGAUCUUGCAUGUCAAUUUAAAUCAGUCAAUGUAUUAUUACUUACCUAAGCAUAUAUGAAUAUUGUACGUAAUAUCACAUUAUUCUUUUUGAAGUGAAAACUUUUUUAGAAUGGGUGUGAUUCGAAAAAAUGUAACGAAGCUGUAAGCGGCUUCGUAACGGAACGGUAGGAGGCUAUGAAACGGAAACAAUACUAAAUAAGAGGAAAAGAAGAGACAAACAUAUAGGAUUGAGCCUGCGAGAGAAUGAAACAGAAUAUAGCUAUACAGUUUUUCCUAUUCUCGGUCUUUGAUUCGUGGUCCCCACUCCUGGCUACUAAGCUUUGUGUGCGUGCGUGUGUGUUUUUGUGUCACAAAGGCAAGCUCUGUUUCUGGCGUAAUGUUGCUACGUCAGAGCGUUGCUAUGGUAACCAUCAACGGUUUUUCACAUAUAACUAAAUCGUACUUUGUCCGUUACAAAAAAAAAACUUUCUAUUUCUCCAUUGGACGUCUUCGAC
This is a messenger RNA of Polistes dominula (European paper wasp), 2364 nucleotides long. Its product is annotated as cytochrome P450 4C1. Gene Ontology annotation, molecular function: iron ion binding; oxidoreductase activity, acting on paired donors, with incorporation or reduction of molecular oxygen; monooxygenase activity. NCBI's taxonomy places the organism in Eukaryota, Metazoa, Arthropoda, Insecta, Hymenoptera, Vespidae. The record is from RefSeq and is a predicted model, not a curated record.